Rotaria sp. Silwood1 is the source of this 2859-nucleotide messenger RNA. The record is from the annotation of a GenBank genome assembly. Lineage: Eukaryota; Metazoa; Rotifera; Eurotatoria; Philodinida; Philodinidae.
AUGUCAAUGGAAUUCGGACUAGUUUUCAUUCAAUUUGGUAUAAUAUUCUUAAUCAAUGACGUUGUUAAAAGUUCUUAUCAUGAAGAACAAUUAUAUAAAGAAUUAUUUCAAAAUUAUAAUCCAUUAAUACGACCUGUACGAAAAUUAGAAGAUACAAUAACUGUUUCAUUUAGUAUUGCUUUAUUACAAUUAAUUAGUGUAGUUGAAAAAGAACAAGUACUUAAAACAAAUGUUUGGUUACAAGUUAAAUGGCAUGAUUAUCAAAUGCAAUGGAAACGAGAAAAAUAUGGUGGAAUUCAUUCAAUACGUGUACCACCAAAUCAAGUUUGGACUCCAGAUAUUGUUUUAUUUAAUAAUGCUGAUGGAAGAUAUGAAGCAUCAUUUAAAUCUCAUGUUGUUGUUUAUUAUAAUGGUGAUAUGAAUUGGGUACCACCUGCUAUAUAUAAAUCAAGUUGUUAUAUUGAUGUUAAAUUUUUUCCUUUUGAUCAACAAAUAUGUGAAUUACGUUUUGGUUCUUGGACAUAUAAUCAACAUCAAUUAAAUUUUACAUAUUAUGAUGAAAAAGAACGAAAUGUUACAAUAAAAGAUUAUGUUGUUAGUGGUUCAUGGGAUCUUUUAGAUGGACCUAUGUCAAUUCAACAUCCAUCAGAUGAAGCUAAUCGUAUAUAUGAAAAAAGUUAUAGACAUGAUCGUGUUGAAUUUGUAUGUAAACUUGUUAUAAGACGUAAAACACUUUUUUAUACAGUUAAUUUAAUCAUCCCAACGAUGCUUAUAUCAUUUUUAUCAAUAUUUGUUUUUUAUUUACCAACUGAUGCAGGUGAAAAAAUGACAUUAUCUAUAUCAAUUCUAUUAGCAUUAGUAGUUUUUUUAUUACUUAUAUCAAAAAUUUUACCACCAACAUCAACAGUUAUACCAUUAAUAGCUAAAUAUCUUUUAUUUACAUUUAUUAUGAAUAUAAUAACAAUUUUUUGUACAGUUCUUAUUAUUAAUUAUAAUUAUCGAACACCACGUACAAAUAAAAUGCCCUAUUGGAUGAAACGUCUUUUUAUUGAUAUAUUACCACGAAUACUACGUAUGGAACGACCACAUAAAUAUGAACGUGAUAAUGAUGAUGAAAUGAUUGAACCAACAAUAAUGAAUUCAAUACGUGCAUCACGUGUUAUAUCAAUACCAACACCAAUUACAAAUAGUCAACAAUCAUUAACAAUAACAGAUAAUAAUAAUGAAGAAGAAAAUCAAAUGGAUUUUUUUCUAACAAAAGAAGUUUAUGAAGCUGUUGAAGAUCUUAGUUUUAUUGCAAAUCAAAUGAGAUCAGCAACUCAUUAUGAAGAAAUUCGUGAUGAUUGGAAAUAUAUUGCAACUGUGAUCGAUCGAUUACAAUUAUAUAUAUUUUUUGCAGUUACAACAUUUGGUACAUUAUCUAUAUUAUUUAAUGCACCAUAUAUUUUAAAUGUAGUCGAUCAAACUGCUAUAUUAAAAAAUUGGGAUCCUACAUUUGGAGUGAAUAUACAAGAAGAAAAUUUAAUGAAUAUUUUAUUUGGUAGACAAUCUCAAUAUAAUCCACUUAUAACACCUAUUUAUAAUUCAAGUGAACCAUUAGAUGUUUAUUUUGGUUUAACAUUAGCACAAAUAAUAAAUGUUUAUGAAAAAGAACAAAUUGUUAAAGUUAAUGUAUGGUUACAACUUCGUUGGUAUGAUUAUCAAAUGAAAUGGAAUCCUGAUCGAUUUGGUCGUCUUGAUAGUAUUCGUGUACCACCAGGACAAGUUUGGACACCAGAUUUAGUUUUGUUUAAUAAUGGCGAUGGUAAUUAUGAAGUAAGUUAUAAAUCGAAUACGGUCAUUUCUUCAGAUGGACAUAUUCAAUGGAUACCACCAGCAAUUUAUAAAUUGACUUGUACAAUCAAUGUAGAAUAUUUUCCAUUUGAUGAACAAAAAUGUGAAUUAAGAUUUGGUACUAGUGGUCGUAGUGCUUCUCAAGUUCGUUUUGGUUGGUAUGCAACUGCGAAUUCAAUGGAAUUAUCUGAUUAUGUUCCAUCGGGUAUAUGGACAUUAAUUGAUGCUCCAGCUGAAAUUCGUACUAUUCAAUCAUCUGAAUCACCAUAUGAAACUCGAUCUGAAAUGGUGUUUUUUAUGAUUAUUCGACGUAAAUCUUUAUUUUAUACAAUAAAUUUAAUUUUACCAACAAUGAUGAUUUCUCUUUUAAGUAUAACAUUAUUUUGUUUACCAAGUGAUGCAGCAGAAAAAAUGAUGCUUUGUACAUCAAUACUUGUUUCAUUAGUAUUUUUUAUGUUACUUAUAUCAAAAAUUCUUCCAUCAACAUCAUUAAGUAUUCCAUUAAUAUCAAAAUAUUUAAUGUUUACAUUUAUAAUGAAUUUAUUAACAGUAUUUUUAUCUGUUUUAUCAUUAUAUUUAAAUCAUCAUCGUACAUCAAUAUUAACACCUGUACCAUAUUGGAUGAAAAUAAUUUUUUUACAUGCAUUACCAACAUGUUUAUUUUUAAAUAAACCAUAUGAUAAUAUACAUAUACGUCAAAAACGUAUAUUAUCUAUAAAUUCUCCAAUAUUAAUACGAAAAAUGAGAAAUCAUCAAAUUGAUUUAUCUAAUGAAAUGAAUUAUUUAAUUGAACAAUUUUUAGAAGUAUCAAAUGAUAUUAAAUAUUUAUCGAAAAAAAUUCAAGGUGAUACAGAAGAAAUGAAAGUUUAUAAUGAUUGGAAAUAUAUUUCACUUGUAUUAGAUCGUAUUCAUUUAUUUAUUUUUCUUAUUAUUACAUCUAUUGGUACAAUAUCUAUGCUUUUACAAAUACCAAAAUUAUUUGAACCACAUCGAGAUUCAUUAUUAACAUCACAAUCAACAACAUAA